CCCCGGUAGGGCUGCGCGCGGCGCUGGGGCGGGGCCUGCGUGCGCGGAGGGAUCUGGCGGCCGAAAAAUGGAUGAUGAUGAUGAUGACGUUCCCCAGCUUUCAGCCCAGACGUUGGCUGCCCUCCAGGAGUUCUAUUUGGAACAGCAGCAGAGGGAGGGCACGAAGACCUCCCAAGGGUUUAAUCAAUAUUCUGUUGGCUCAAUAGAAGAAAACUGGCAACUGAGCCAGUUUUGGUACAGCGAUGAAACUGCAUCGUGCCUGGCUAAUGAAGCGAUUGUGGCAGCUGGAAAAGGUGGCAGGAUAGCCUGUGUUAGUGCACCCAGUGUGUAUCAGAAACUGAAGGAACGGGAUGACAAGGAUUUUUCAGUGGUUAUUCUGGAGUACGACAGAAGGUUUUCUGUAUAUGGAGAAGAAUUUAUCUUCUAUGAUUACAACAACCCUUUGAACUUACCAGAAAACCUCCUGCCACACAGUUUUGACAUUGUAAUAGCAGAUCCGCCCUAUCUGUCUGAGGAGUGUCUUCAAAAAACUGCAGAGACCAUAAAAUACUUAACAAAAGGAAAGAUUCUGCUUUGUACAGGUGCAAUCAUGGAGGAUCAGGCAGCAAAGCAUCUUGGUGUGAAGAUAUGCAAGUUUAUUCCAAAACACUCUCGAAAUUUAGCUAAUGAAUUUCGAUGUUACGUGAACUAUGCUUCUGGACUGGAUUGAUUCUCACAAGAAGAUCUGUAACUUUUUCACUCAACUUCCUUUGUAUGUUUUUCUCAGUGACUCCACGUUUCUUCAUGCUGAAACUUUCAGCUCCAACGGAUAUUUUCUGGGCUAAAUUUAAUCAACACAGGGUGAUAGUCUCUCUUGGUGUAAGCAUUUGCAAAUAUUGUGUGUUUUUAUCUUACCUGGUAGGUAAAUGGGGACCAAACAAUGUAGGUGCUGCGCAAUGGGAACUUCUGUGUUACAGUUUCAUUCCAACCAGCAGUUUUUACCAUUCAGGGACUUUUCAGUGACAUCUCUGAAGUGAUUUUAGCUGGUUGACUUGUAACACCACACAAGUGCUUUCCUCACAGACAUCAGAAUUGUCAUCUGCAUCAUAUUUGAUGACUUAGUAGCUAGUGGAUGAUUGAAAGAGCAUGAUCAUUGGUCUCCUUCCACCUUUGAGAGAUGUUUGUUCUCAACAUGUUGUGUGUUUUCAGAUUCAUUGGCCAGCAGGCUAAUAUUUUUAUAAAGGAUAACUAAAGAGAAAGCAGUUCUCCUUCUGGGGAGGCCUCUCCAGUUGCUUUUAAUAAUAAUCAGAACUACUUAAGAGCUGCCAAGUAAGACCUACUAUCUGUUACUGUUGCCAGACUGGCUUUUUAUAAAAAAUUGGUGGUUGUUUCACCUUUUCUAAAGCUUUGUCACAAACCCAAGCUUUCUUUUUGUAAAAGAUAAGAUCUAUUUUGUCAUCAAUUAUCACCAUAUAAACUUGUGUGUGUAUGUGUGCUGUACUUGAACAAAGUAGUGUUUAACAUCUGUUUGCAGAAGUGCAAUGCAUUUAUUUUGUGAUACAGAAUAAACAUAAGCAACAAAAACAACCUUUUAAAAGCAAAAAAAAACAACAAAAAAAAACAAGUAGACCCUUUAAUUUCCUAGCUAAGCUAAAUCCAAAGGUUGGUAUAAACUUGAUGCCUUCAUGAAGAAAGCACACUAUGGAUUUCCCCACUAGAAAGAGCUUUUCUUUCAUUAGGAAUCCUCUGCAUUAGUCAGGUGAAAUCACCCUAAAAUAGGAGGUAAUUAAUAAAACGCCAGAAAUCAGCUUGUGCUUACAUUAGUGCUUCAGGCUGUGUUCAUGGGUUCUCACUUUGUUACCCUUGCUGCUGGCUAUGAGAUCCUGCUUCUGUAGUAAUGUGACCUGCACGUGUUCAUUACCUCUUGAAUCAUAAUGGCUCUGAUUCAACGCAGUACCUACGUUUUAAUUGAUUUCACUACCAAGUUAAAGAUGAUGUACGCGUAUGUCCAGUUUGUAGUUUCAAGAACAGCCUUUUUUUCCCAAAUACCCAUUUUUGUCUUUGCCUCCUGUUCCUCAGAGAGAAGCACAGUAGUGGAAUGGAACCAUAUUAGAAGUUGUUGGAUCUUAUAAGGCUACUGAGGUAUACCAUAAUGUAUUGAUAAACUCCUAUUGUUUCUAACAGGCAAAUUUAAAUUUUAUAUGCAAGGGUUUGGCUGUAUUUCAAGCAAUUUCAAUCACAAUAGGCGAUGCAUUAGAAAAACUUCCCUUUGGGAUAGGAGGGAUUUUUGAUAACUGGAAUUUUUAAAGCUAAUUUUCUCUAACUUCUUGGCUACACUGCUGAUACAUUUUUGGGUGAAAGCUGAUUCUUAAAUUGCAAGGCACUCAACAGUUUUUAUCAGUUAUAAAUACACAGAUCAUAUGU
Molecule: messenger RNA, 2403 nt
Organism: Oxyura jamaicensis (ruddy duck)
Lineage: Eukaryota; Metazoa; Chordata; Aves; Anseriformes; Anatidae
Gene: EEF1AKMT1
Product: EEF1A lysine methyltransferase 1
Exons: 5
Coding region: 68-709 (213 amino acids)
Biological process (GO): methylation
Molecular function (GO): protein-lysine N-methyltransferase activity; nucleic acid binding
Source: RefSeq, a predicted model, not a curated record